AUGAAUCUCGCCAGUCAGAGCGGCGAGGCCGGCUCCGGCCAGCUGCUCUUCGCCAACUUCAACCAGGACAACACGUCCCUAGCUGUUGGUAGUAAGUCCGGUUAUAAAUUUUUCUCCCUUUCUUCCGUGGAUAAGCUGGAACAGAUCUAUGAAUGCAAUGACACGGAGGAUGUGUGCAUUGUGGAGCGGCUCUUCUCAAGCAGCUUGGUGGCCAUUGUCAGCCUUAAAGCCCCCAGGAAGCUCAAAGUCUGCCAUUUCAAGAAGGGCACAGAGAUCUGCAAUUACAGCUACUCCAACACCAUCCUGGCGGUGAGGCUCAAUAGGCAGAGACUGAUCGUGUGCCUGGAAGAGUCUCUGUACAUCCACAACAUCCGUGACAUGAAGGUGCUGCACACCAUCCGCGAGACGCCCCCAAACCCCACAGGCCUGUGUGCGCUGUCCAUAAACAAUGACAAUUGUUACUUGGCGUACCCUGGGAGUGCCACCAUCGGAGAGGUGCAGGUCUUUGACACCAUCAAUCUGAGAGCUGCGAACAUGAUCCCAGCUCAUGACAGUCCUCUUGCAGCGCUGGCUUUCGAUGCAAGCGGUACCAAACUGGCCACAGCUUCUGAGAAGGGGACCGUGAUUAGGGUCUUUUCCAUUCCAGAGGGACAGAAACUCUUUGAAUUCCGGAGAGGAGUUAAGAGGUGUGUCAGCAUCUGCUCCCUGGCCUUCAGCAUGGACGGCAUGUUCCUCUCAGCGUCCAGCAACACGGAGACUGUGCACAUUUUCAAACUUGAGACUGUGAAGGAAAAACCCCAGGAGGAGCCCACUACCUGGACUGGCUACUUCGGGAAAGUGCUCCUGGCCUCUACCAACUACCUGCCCUCGCAAGUCACAGAGAUGUUCAACCAGGGCAGGGCCUUUGCCACCGUCCGUCUGCCCUUCUGCGGCCACAAGAACAUUUGCUCCCUCGCCACAAUUCAGAAGAUUCCCCGACUGUUGGUGGGUGCAUCAGAUGGGUACCUGUACAUGUACAACCUGGACCCCCAGGAAGGGGGCGAGUGCACCCUGAUGAAGCAGCACAAGUUGGAUGGCAGCCUGGAGACAGCCAGUGAGAUCCUGGACUCUACGUCCCAUGAGUGCCCCUUAGUCACCCCGCCGUACAGCACAGCCGCAACCAAAGGCACUUGCCUGCCUCCGUCCCCGACGAGACCUGCCUACUCAGACGAUAUGGGCGCAGCUGGCGGCACAUGUCUAGAAGAAGAAGCCGGUGCGCUACGACUAGACGAGGACAGUGAGCAUCCUCCCAUGAUCCUUCGGACGGAUUGA
Molecule: messenger RNA, 1311 nt
Organism: Chrysochloris asiatica (Cape golden mole)
Lineage: Eukaryota; Metazoa; Chordata; Mammalia; Afrosoricida; Chrysochloridae
Gene: WIPI2
Product: WD repeat domain, phosphoinositide interacting 2
Exons: 12
Coding region: 1-1311 (436 amino acids)
Biological process (GO): autophagy of mitochondrion; protein localization to phagophore assembly site; protein lipidation
Cellular component (GO): cytosol; extrinsic component of membrane; phagophore assembly site membrane
Molecular function (GO): phosphatidylinositol-3-phosphate binding; phosphatidylinositol-3,5-bisphosphate binding; protein binding
Source: RefSeq, a predicted model, not a curated record